UUGGCCGAGAAUGUGUAUACCGAGUUUAGCACUCAGCAAAAUGCCUUCACAGAAAAAGGAUAUUUUUUUACGAAUUUCGUCUUAGUUUUGUGAUUUCGUGUUCAAAAUGCAUUGGGAUUUGGUGAUUCGGUAUCUGCUCUUGGCGUUCCUACCAUUAGGGAGCAUCCUUGGAAAUGAUGCCGCCCUAGAGAGAAUGGUUCGCUCCCUCAGUCAUCGCCAACAGCUCGAGGAAGAAAAACAACGACGACAACAUCAACACACGCAAGGAAUAAUCCACACGAAAUUUCCAUGGAUCGUACAAAACAACUCGCUACCAAAUUACUUCCUAAGUCACAAUAAAGAUGGUGCUAAAUAUUCUGACUCUGUCGUCGUGUUCAUGCAUCAGCCACGUGCGGCAGGAUUGGCGCUGAGGGAAUGCAUGGAGACGAUUGCAUUACAGCGCUCCCUGGCUAUGUCACCAGUACUAACAGACUCGGGGAGGCGCGAUUGGGAAAAUGGCGUCGGAACGGGGAAUGAUGCUUUAAAAAAUCGUGUAGAUAUUCACCGCGGGAACUUUGCAUUUGGAGUUUGCGAUACCGUGACUAAACCGUGUUCGUAUUUUAUCAUGAUGCGUGAGCCCUGGCUGCGUGCGCUGUCAAGUUAUCGUUAUUGUAAGACUGCGCUGGCCGAUGAGUGGUGUUCAGGAGAAAAUGCAAAUAAAAUGUCGCUUCGCGAAUGGAUAGUGCAUCAGGGGAGCGUUUUAUUCCGUCUUCUCAUCUAUAGUUCACAUUUCUGCCACAGUUUAGAUGGUGGUGCUACCAGUACUAAUAAAACCAAUAAUCGCCAUUUACCCUGCUGGUUUGUGCAAAAACAAAGAAUUGCAGAUUUGACGAAUUCGGACAAACACACCAUUUUGGAUUAUGUGCUUGAGAACUUAGAAAAAUGGUUUUCUGUGAUCGGGAUAUAUGAAGAGUUUGAAGACUCGAUAAAAUUAUUCGAAGAAACUCUGACAUGGCCUAUGACGAUGUGUCGCAGUCUUCAGCCGAGGAAAUACUCAUUCAGUUCUCGUGAGAGACGUGAAAACUCUGUGUUGUUUUUGCCAGAGACGGAAGUAGCUUCAUUGAAAGAGGACCCUGCCGUAAAAGCCGCUCUUGAAGCGGACGAGAAAAUUUACAAAAAGGCGAAAAGUAUCUUUUCACGCCAGAGACAAAUAUUGUUUAAUAAAGUUGGUAAGGGUAGAUGAGGUGAGGGCUCUUACAAUACAUGUAUAGGAUGGUUGGGCCCUCUGGGUUAUUUGAAAUUAUGAAAACAUCGCGCCUAUUCUUUACUCUUAAAGAUUAGGGGUAAUCCAUGAUAAUCAACAUUUUCGAAAGAGUAAUUAAAAGUAUGAUGACACUACAAGUUGGCAAAUUUGCUAAGUUUCCUUUGGCAAUAAACUGAUUAUCGCGUUUCCUGCCAACAUUUCGUGGUCAAUGCAUGGUAGUUGAAAUUUUCACAGUGUUUAAGUGAGCAUUCUCGAAACUAAAACACCGGCAGAAAUUUCCUGGUUUACAGUAAUUUGUAGAUAGUGCUGCCAUCUAGGAAUGUGCUUACCGACUACACAGACAUGUUGUUGAAAGAUGUUAUUUGCUGAUAGAAUACCAGUAUUCAUACUGCACAUAAUGCUAUGCAAUAUUAGAGUAAGACUAAAUGGUGUCAGCUAAUAGUUUGUCUAAUAGAGAUUCCUUGGCAUUUACAGCUCUUUGUGUACUGUCUCAGGACAGUACUGCUCACAAUUGACCUAUCUCAUUCAUUGUUACUUGCAGCCCGUGUAGUGUGUUCUGAAAAUUGAGCUUACGUGGAAAGGGCAUUGUUGAAGUAAGGGUAUCAGAUACUCUGGUUUAACCUGGGAGUGAGGUUAAACAUCUCAGAAAUUCUGUAUUUGAAAUGGCAAUCAUCAUCUCCACAGUUUUUUUCCUAGGCAUUGUCAACUCUAUUUGUGUUGGGGCACUGUACAGUAUAGUUGAUAAAACUGUUUCAAGUUUGUAGAUAAAUGUUAAAUAUAAAUAAUA
This is a messenger RNA of Lineus longissimus, 2030 nucleotides long. Its product is annotated as methyltransferase N6AMT1-like. The transcript is spliced from 2 exons. Gene Ontology annotation, biological process: methylation. NCBI's taxonomy places the organism in Eukaryota, Metazoa, Nemertea, Pilidiophora, Heteronemertea, Lineidae. The coding region runs from base 107 to 1222 and encodes 371 amino acids. Gene Ontology annotation, molecular function: S-adenosylmethionine-dependent methyltransferase activity; nucleic acid binding; protein methyltransferase activity. The record is from RefSeq and is a predicted model, not a curated record. Gene Ontology annotation, cellular component: eRF1 methyltransferase complex.